AUGAAAAGACUCCGAGUCUCGUUGUAUCAAGCGAUCAAGAAACAAAUUGACACGCGAAGAAAUGGAGCACAGUUGCAAAGGAACCAUAAGUACGCGCGUUUCAUCCAGGAAUGCAUGCACAAUUUGGCAUUCCAACAAGUCAGGAACACAAAUAAAGGCAAAUAUGAUGCUGAUGAAGCAUUGGUAGUUGCUCGUUUUAUUCAACAGAUACGUGAGGGUGUCAACGGUGGUAUCGAUGGGCAAGACGGAGUCUCGUUCAUUCAGCAAUACUAUCUGAAUAAAGGACUGAAGAUAUUCAAGGAGCGAGGUAAAGACGCGGCCAUGAAAGAACUUGACCAACUGAUCAAGCGCAGUUGCUGGACACCGAUCAGUAUUGAGAAACUAAAACCGACCGAAAGAAAGAAGGCCGUAGAUGCAAUGAUGCUACUGGCCGAAAAGAAUGAUGGCGUAACAAUCAAAGGACGCUGUGUAUUCAAAGGUAACGAGACCCGGGAUUGGUUGUCUCGUGAGGACACUGCAAGUCCCACAGCUUCGCAUGAAGCUAUUAUCUGCACGGGUGUAAUUGAUGCCCAUGAAGGUAGAAACGUCAUGUCAAUGGAUAUACCUAACGCGUUUAUCCAAACAUUGAUGCCCGAGCAAGAAGAAGGAGACGAUCGAGUAAUAAUGAAAAUUACUGGGCUGCUGGUUGACUACAUGAUUGACCUAGAUCCGACGUAUUGGGAUUUUGUAGUAAUCGAAAAUGGACGUCGAGUGAUCUAUGUUGUGAUCCUCCGUGCUAGAACACGAAUGGAUAACUGCCAAUGA
This is a messenger RNA of Cylindrotheca closterium, 804 nucleotides long. Lineage: Eukaryota; Bacillariophyta; Bacillariophyceae; Bacillariales; Bacillariaceae. The record is from the annotation of a GenBank genome assembly.